Molecule: messenger RNA, 980 nt
Organism: Pangasianodon hypophthalmus (striped catfish)
Lineage: Eukaryota; Metazoa; Chordata; Actinopteri; Siluriformes; Pangasiidae
Gene: rbp4l
Product: retinol binding protein 4, like
Exons: 6
Coding region: 234-824 (196 amino acids)
Molecular function (GO): retinol transmembrane transporter activity; retinoid binding
Source: RefSeq, a predicted model, not a curated record
GCGGCAUGGGCGGGUUCAACCAAGAAUCCCAGAUUACACAGAGGAUUUCUACAACCGGAUUAAGCUAAGCACCUUAUUUAGCAACAAGAAGUGAAAAUCAUUAAUAAGCCCAUCUGUGGAGCUGGUAUAAAGAGGCCACUGGUCCACGGACACAUUGAAAGUUGGUGGAGAAGUGGAAAAAGCUCCUAUUUCUAUUUAUUAACUCUGACGCUGAUCAACUUCAACACAACAGGAUGGAAUAUUACAAGUUGGCCUUGCUGGUGGUGUUCCUGUCCUAUGCUGAGCGCUGCUGGUCUUCUUCCUGUGUGGUGGACAGCUUCACUGUCAAGCAGGACUUUGACCCGAAAAAAUAUGCAGGAAAGUGGUACGCCCAGCAGAAGAAAGAUCCAGAAGGACUCUUCCUGCAGGACAACAUUUCUGCAGAGUACACUGUCGAAGAAGACGGCACCAUGACUGCUUCUUCCAAGGGUCGCGUCACUCUGUUUGGAUUCUGGGUUGUGUGUGCUGACAUGGCUGCCCAGUACACGGUGCCUGAUCCGUCAACACCUGGCAAGAUGUUCAUGAACUACCAGGGUCUGGCCAGCUACCUGUCUAGUGGAGGUGAUAACUACUGGAUCAUCGACACAGACUACGACAACUACGCCAUCACCUACGCAUGCCGCACACUGAAAGAAGACGGGACCUGUGAGGACGGCUAUGCCCUGGUGUUCUCCCGUAACCCCCGCGGCCUACCCCCAGCCAUCCAGCGCAUUGUGCGCCAGAAACAGGAGGAAAUCUGCAUGGCGGGACAAUUCAAACCCGUGCUGCAAUCAGGAGCCUGCUGAGCUCUCUGACACCUUCCUUUAGUAUGCUGCCAGGAGAAAACACAUCCAGAGCUUUAGAGAUGCAGAGGACAAAGAGCGCAUCAGGGAGACGCAGUUUCCAGUUUGCUGUCUCAAGGGAAAACUGUGUUUGGGACAAUAAAUAUUUUUUAAACAAAA